GAGCGGAAGAGGCUGCUGGAACUCGGCAUUACCGGGCCAGAAGGGCAUGUCCUCAGCCGUCCCGAGGAGGUGGAAGCGGAGGCGGUGUACCGUGCAAUCACCAUCGCGAAACAAGCCAACUGCCCCUUGUACAUCACCAAAAUAAUGAGCAGAGGUGCAGCAGACGUGGUCGCUCAAGCGAAGAGAAAAGGCGCGGUUGUGUACGGCGAGCCCAUUACCGCCAGCCUGGGCACCGACGGGUCACACUACUGGAGUAAAAACUGGGCCAAAGCUGCAGCUUUC
Molecule: messenger RNA, 282 nt
Organism: Phaethon lepturus (White-tailed tropicbird)
Lineage: Eukaryota; Metazoa; Chordata; Aves; Phaethontiformes; Phaethontidae
Product: dihydropyrimidinase-related protein 4-like
Exons: 3
Cellular component (GO): cytosol
Molecular function (GO): hydrolase activity, acting on carbon-nitrogen (but not peptide) bonds, in cyclic amides
Source: RefSeq, a predicted model, not a curated record